GAUCUAACUGCAGAUGAGUUGGCGUUCAGGAGUGUAUUAAAGUUAUCGAUGCUAAUGCGGAAGAAGUCAUCACUAACAAAGCAGAUGAGAGAGAGAAAAAAUGGUGGAUCGACGGAAAUUAUAAAAUUAUUGACAAAGAUAGGUAAUAGACUCCCACUGAUCCUUAUUGAAGGUGUAAGUUAUGAAGAGUUCGAAAAAAAAUGUGAGAUCACGAACGCAUCAAAGUACUGGGAGUUUCGAGACGGAAUUGUAGUCAUAUUCGAGUUGCCAAAUCGUGAUCAUGAAUAUGCACAUAGUGCAUUCUCUAGACAAUUUGAACAUCAGGAUCCUCAAAGCACAGUUGAUUCUUGCAGAUCAGCAAGGUAACCCUUGGCCUACUAUUAUCGCUGAGGUGGCUAAUUCAGAAAGUCUUUCGAGAAUAAUACACAUGACUACUCAAUUCUGGUUGGCUCCGAACCGUGUAGAGGACGUAGAUCAAAACGGAACUCCUUUGCGCCGUUUCACAGUUCAGUAUUGCUUUUUUUGUUGUCAUUUCAUUUAUUUCAUUUGUCUAAUAAUUGUCCUGUAUUUUGGCAGUGCUAUAAAUUCUGUCGUACAACAGGCGUACAAAUUACAAAAUGUACACGGAAAUUACCAACCAGUCCAAAUUAUUGAAUUCGGAACUAUUGAUAGGAAUAAUCAACCGUAUAAUGGAUGUACCGCCGCAGGAAUGUGUAUUAUGAAUAUUUUUCCAGGUUGUAUUUUCCGUGGCUAUCCUCAAGUCCCACCAUACCCAAUCAACAAUGUGGUUAUUGAUUUCUUUCCUAUCCAGCAAGCAAUAUUUCGUGCUAUGUAGAUUAGUAAUAGAAUUUUUACAAAAAAUAUUGACAUAAAAAUUUGGGCUAAUGCACUUUAUAUAUAAUAUGUACAAAAUAAAAAAAAAUGGCGAAAUAAAAAUACUUUAUUAAUUCUAAUAAAAUUUGCA
This is a messenger RNA of Rhizophagus irregularis DAOM 181602=DAOM 197198, 964 nucleotides long. Lineage: Eukaryota; Fungi; Glomeromycota; Glomeromycetes; Glomerales; Glomeraceae. The record is from RefSeq and is a predicted model, not a curated record.